This is a messenger RNA of Mesocricetus auratus (golden hamster), 5043 nucleotides long. RefSeq names its product cingulin (gene Cgn). NCBI's taxonomy places the organism in Eukaryota, Metazoa, Chordata, Mammalia, Rodentia, Cricetidae. The transcript is spliced from 21 exons. The coding region runs from base 151 to 3759 and encodes 1202 amino acids. Gene Ontology annotation, cellular component: myosin complex. The record is from RefSeq and is a predicted model, not a curated record.
GGAGGCAUCAGAUGCCCUCCUCCUGGGCACAGGUGCUGAGUUUAGGAGGAGGGGCGGUCAGAGUGCGGUGGCAGAACUAAGAGCUGGCCCCUACUCCACGGUGCCAGAAGCAAGAGACUGGACCCCCUCCUACAUGCGGAGCAGACACACAUGAUGGCUGAUCCUCGGGCCCCUGUAGACCAUGGCGUCCAAAUUCGCUUUAUCACAGAGCCAGAGGGCGCUACUGAGAUGGGCACCCUUCGUCGCGGGAGACGCCCUGCUAAGGAUGCAAGAGCCAGUACCUAUGGGGUCGCUGUGCGUGUGCAGGGCAUUGCCGGACAGCCUUUUGUGGUGCUUAACAGUGGAGAGAAAGGGAGUGACUCCUUUGGGGUCCAAAUCAAGGGGGGCAACAACCGGGGGUCCCCAGGAGCACUAAGCUCUGAUUCAGAGGUCCCUGAGAACCCCUACUCUCAAGUCAAGGGGGUUUCUGCCCCUUCUCAGGGCAGCACAUCCGAUGAGGAGCCCAGGGACCACUGGGACGGAAGACUGCUGCGCUCCCAGUCGCAAGCCUCUCUGGCAGGACUUGCUUCUGUGGGUUCUAGCAAUAGGAGCACCAGCUUGUUGGAGCUGGCCCCUCAAAAGACUCUCCCGGUUAACACCAUUGACACUGCCCCCUUGUCUUCAGUGGACUCACUCAUCAACAAGUUUGAUAGUCAAAUCGGGGGCCAGGUCCGGGGCCGGACUGGCCGCCGCACGCGGACGCUUCCUCAUGAACAGCGCAAGCGGAGCCAGAGUCUGGACAGCCGGAGCCAGAGUCUGGACAGCCGACUCUCACUGGAUACGCGCGAGGAUCGGGAAUGUCAGUCCCCUAACCACUGGACCCCUGGUACAAAGUAUGACAACCACGUGGACAGUUCAAAGCAGCCAUCCAAGAGCCAGAGCCCCCUCAGCAGCUUUAGCCGUUCCCGUCAGACUCAAGACUGGGUCCUACAGAGUUUUGAGGAACCACGGGAGAAAGCCCAGGAUCCCACCAUGGUGCAGUUCAAAUCAACUCCAGACCUUCUGCGCGACCAGCGGGAGGCAGCACCACCAGGCAGUGUGGACCAUGUGAAGGCCACCAUCUAUGGCAUCCUAAGGGAGGGAAGCUCGGAAAGCGAAGCGGCUGUGAGGAAGAAAGUUAGUUUGGUGUUGGAGCAGAUGCAGCCUGUGGGGAUGGUUUCUCCUGCCUCUACUAAGGCCCUGGCAGCACAGGGUGAGCUUGCCCAAAAAGUAAAGGAGCUCCAGAAAAAACUGGAUGAAGAGGUGAAGAAGCGGCAGAAGCUAGAGCCAUCCAGGAUCGGGCUAGAGAGGCAGCUGGAGGAGAAGGCAGAAGAGUGCAGCCGACUGCAGGAGCUGCUGGAGAGGAGAAAGGGGGAGGUCCAGCAGAGCACCAAGGAGCUCCAGAACAUGAAGCUUCUCCUGGGCCAGGAAGAAGGGUUACGGCAUGGGCUGGAGACCCAGGUGAAGGAGCUACAGAUGAAGCUGAAACAGGGUCAGAGUCCCGAGCCUGCAAAGGAGAUUCUCCUGAAGGAUUUGUUAGAAACCCGGGAACUUCUGGAAGAGGUCUUAGAGGGAAAACAACGAGUAGAGGAGCAGCUGAGGCUGAGGGAACGGGAGCUGACAGCCCUGAAGGGGGCCCUGAAAGAGGAGGUGGCUUCGCACGACCAGGAAGUGGAACAUGUCCGGCUGCAAUACCAGAGAGACACGGAGCAGCUUCGCCGGAGCAUGCAAGAUGCGACUGAGGACCAUGCUGCCAUGGAAGCUGAGAGGCAGAAGAUGUCUUCCCUGGUGCGGGAGCUGCAAAAGGAGCUGGAGGAGACCUCAGAGGAGACAGGGCACUGGCAGAACAUGUUCCAGAAAAACAAAGAGGAGCUGAGAGCCACCAAGCAGGAACUUCUGCAGCUGCGGAUGGAAAAGGAGGAGAUGGAAGAGGAGCUUGGGGAGAAGAUGGAGAUUUUACAGAGGGACUUAGAGCAGACUCGAGCCAGUGCAAGAGACAUUCACCAGGUCGAGGAGCUCAAAAAGGAGCUAAGACGCACCCAGGGGGAGCUUAAAGAGCUUCAGGCAGAGCAGCAGAGCCAGGAGGUGACUGGGCGACAGCGGGACCAGGAGUUAGAGAAGCAGCUGGCCGUGCUGAGGGCUGAGGCUGAUCGAGGCCGAGACCUGGAACAGCAGAACCUCCAGCUGCAAAAGACCCUGCAGCAACUGCGGCAGGACUGUGAAGAGGCUUCCAAGGCUAAGCUGGCAUCAGAGGCAGAGGCCAAGGUGCUGGGGCAGCGUCGGGCAACAGUGGAAACCACACUUCGGGAGACUCAGGAGGAAAACGAUGAGUUCCGAAGGCGCAUCCUGGGUCUGGAGCAGCAGUUGAAGGAGGCCCGAGGCCUGGCGGAGGGUGGGGAAGCGGCGGAGGCACGACUUCGGGACAAAGUGCAUCGCUUGGAGAUAGAGAAACAGCAACUAGAGGAGGCUCUGAAUGCCGCCCAGGAGGAGGAGGGGAGCCUGGCAGCAGCCAAGCGAGCUCUGGAGAUCCGGCUGGAUGAGGCCCAGCGGGGGCUGGCACGCCUUGGGCAGGAACAAGAAGCAUUGAACCGGGCCCUAGAGGAAGAGGGGAGGCAGCGGGAGGCUCUACGAAGGAGCAAGGCAGAGCUGGAGGAGCAGAAGCGCUUACUGAACAAGACCGUGGACCGACUCAACAAAGAGCUGGAGCAGAUUGCGGAUGACUCCAAGCUAGCCCUGCAGCAGCUCCAAACCCAGAUGGAAGAUUACAAGGAAAAGGCCCGGAGGGAAGUAGCUGAUGCCCAGCGCCAGGCCAAGGACUGGGCCAGUGAGGCUGAAAAGAAUUCAGGGGGGCUGAGCCGGCUUCAGGAUGAGCUGCAAAGGUUGCGGCAGGCCCUGCAGACAUCCCAGGCUGAGCGGGACACAGCCCGGCUGGACAAAGAGCUGCUGGCCCAGCGACUGCAGGGGCUAGAGCAGGAGGCUGAGAACAAGAAGCGCACCCAGGACGACAAGUUGAGACAACUCAAGAGCCUCGAGGAGAAAGUCUCCCGGCUGGAAGCAGAGUUAGAUGAGGAAAAGAACACUGUGGAACUGCUGACAGAGCGCAUGAACCGUGGCCGGGACCAGGUGGAUCAGCUGAGGACAGAACUUAUGCAGGAGAGAUCUGCUCGGCAGGACUUGGAGUGUGACAAAAUCUCCUUGGAGAGACAGAACAAGGACUUGAAGGCCCGGCUGGCCAGCUCAGAAGGCUCCCAGAAACCCAGUGCCAGCUUCUCUGAGCUUGAGGCCCAGAACCAACAGUUACAAGAGCGGCUGCAAGCCGGAGAGAGAGAGAAGACAGUUCUGCAGUCCACCAACCGGAAACUAGAACGGAAAGUUAAAGAGCUGUCUAUCCAGAUAGAUGAUGAGCGGCAGCACGUCAACGACCAGAAGGACCAGCUGAGCCUGAGGGUGAAGACUUUGAAGCGGCAGGUGGAUGAAGCUGAAGAGGAGAUUGAGCGGCUGGACAGCCUGAGGAAGAAGGCACAGAGGGAGCUGGAGGAACAGCACGAGCUCAAUGAGCAGCUCCAGGCCCGCAUCAAAUCCUUGGAAAAGGAUGCCUGGCGAAAAGCUUCCCGCUCAGCUGCCGAGGCGGCGCUCAAACAAGAGGGUCUGAGCUCUGAUGAGGAAUUUGAUGGCGUCUACGACUCCUCAUCCAUUGCAUCUCUGCUCACGGAGAGCAACCUGCAGACCAGUUCCUGUUAGUGCAUGCUCUGCUAAGGACCACAGACGGGCUGGAAGACUGCUUUGCUCUGUCCUGCCUGCCUCCAGAGUGUUCUUUUCCAAUGGGUGACCCGAUUCAGACUUUGGACAGGGAGGGGUCAGAGUGAUGGUGACCUGUUAGCAAUGAGCUGGUGGGUGGGCUUGUCCUUGUCACUGGAAGAGUGGAUAGGCCUGCUGAGCCCUUCCUAUAGGUGCUGACCUCUCCCUCAUCUCCCUUAGAGUGGGACUGAUGGUCAGCAUAUACACUGCUUGGGGCUGCAAAGGACAGGAAAGGAUGGAUAUUGCCAUGUAUGUAAAGCUUUAUUUCUUUAAUAUUUAACCAUAUGGCUCAGGGAAAUGGGCAAUGUUCUGCUCCCUGGAUCUCUGCAACCUUUUUUCCUCCCAUUUUGAAGCAGGGGAGGGAACAUGAUGGGUAAUGGGCAUGCGGGCGUGGCUCUGCCCACUUUUCAGAUACUGUUUUUUUUUUUUGCACAGUCAUGGGCCCAUGAGUAGUCCCUAGCAUCUCUUCAGUUGCAAUAUUUGUGUUUUCUCCAUGUCACCGGGUCCAGGAGACCUCUGGUCCUCUUUCCAUGGUUACCAUCCCUGCGCUCUCAGUGCCUUAGCAGUGUGAGAUGAGGCUGCUGUUCUUGCCUUCAUAAACCCGCACAUUCAUACCUCUCCAAAGAUCAGCCUCUCCUCAUGGGGCCCGCAGCCUGUCCUUCCUUAGUGACUAGGCAGGAGAGCGUCAGGCUGCUUUGCCAACCAGCCCCUGGGAGACGGACUUUGAUGGGCCUUGGUAAGGUGGUGGGGAUUACUUCCUCUCAGGGCUUCCAUCUUUCUUCUCGCCUUCCGUGACUGUAUGCUGUCAUAAAGUGGUUGCACGUGGGAACCAUGAGUCUGAAAGCAAGCAUCUAGUCCCUGUGGCCUCCUGUGGCUUCUCUGACCAGGUGUGCCCAGCCUCGAUGGGAACCAACAGAUCCCUGUUUUUCUCAGGAAGUGGACCCUGGGUCAGAGCUUUGCCUGGGAUUAGAAGCUGACUGUCAGUAUGAUGGGAAGGGGCAAUGGAGAAUUUAUUCUUCCUUUGAGUCAAAUUUGGGGUGUGCCAAGCUCUGGGGGGGUGAAGGUGACUGGGAUGGUUCACCUCUUAUUUCCAAAGUAAGUUCUGUUCUCAUCAAUCACUUGUAAUUUCAUGAAUUGAAAAAACAAAAUAUUCUGUAAAUCAGAUAUUUUCUCCUAAUCCAAUCCAGCCUUGUUUAUUUUAAAUUAAAUAUUAAAAUGGCAUAUCUA